GGGCCCGGCAGCAAGCCGAGGGGGCGGGGACGCGGCGCGGGGCAGUGUGGGGCGGGGGCGGGACGCCGCCUGGCCGCGGGUCGGGCCCUGUGUCAGGAACCGAGCGGGUGCUCGGGCGGGACAUGGCGGGCUGUGUAGCCCGGCGGGCCCUGGCCGUAGGCAGCCGCUGGUGGUCCCGGUCGUUAACCGGGGUCCGGGGACCGAGGCCGUUCUGUGCGGCGGGUGGAGCCGGGGCCCUGCCGCCAGCUGCGACCACGACGACGCGGAGGCACCUCUCGUCCCGAAACCGACCAGAGGGGAAAGUGUUGGAGACUGUUGGUGUGUUUGAGAUGCCAAAACAGAAUGGAAAAUAUGAGACUGGGCAGCUUUUCCUUCAUAGUGUUUUUGGCUAUCGAGGCGUCGUCUUGUUUCCCUGGCAGGCCAGACUGUAUGAUCGGGAUGUGGCUUCUGCAGCUCCAGAAAAAACAGAGAACCCUGCCGGCCAUGGCUCUAAGGAGGUGAAAGGCAAAACUCACACUUACUAUCAGGUGCUGAUUGAUGCUCGUGACUGCCCACAUAUAUCUCAGAGAUCUCAGACAGAAGCUGUGACCUUCUUGGCUAAUCAUGAUGACAGCCGGGCCCUCUAUGCCAUCCCUGGUUUGGACUAUGUCAGCCAUGAAGAUAUCCUCCCCUAUACCUCCACUGAUCAGGUUCCCAUCCAGCAUGAGCUUUUUGAAAGAUUUCUUCUGUAUGACCAGACAAAAGCACCCCCUUUUGUGGCUCGGGAGACGCUACGGGCCUGGCAAGAGAAGAAUCAUCCCUGGCUAGAGCUCUCUGAUGUCCACCGGGAAACGACUGAGAACAUCCGUGUCACUGUCAUCCCCUUCUACAUGGGCAUGAGGGAAGCCCAGAAUUCCCAUGUUUACUGGUGGCGCUACUGUAUCCGCUUGGAGAACCUUGACAGUGAUGUGGUACAGCUCCGGGAGCGGCAUUGGAGGAUAUUCAGUCUUUCUGGCACCUUGGAGACAGUGCGAGGCCGAGGGGUGGUGGGCAGGGAACCAGUGUUGUCCAAGGAGCAGCCUGCGUUCCAGUAUAGCAGCCACGUCUCCCUGCAAGCGUCUAGUGGACACAUGUGGGGCACGUUCCGCUUUGAGAGACCUGAUGGCUCCCACUUUGAUGUCCGGAUCCCUCCCUUCUCCUUGGAAAGCAAUAAAGAUGAGAAGACGCCUCCCUCAGGCCUCCACUGGUAGGCCAGCCAAGGCCCUGAGUAUCCAUGCUCAGCCCCGCAAAGAACAAUUUUCAUCCCACAGAACUCUUCUGUCCUCAUUAUGAGUCACAGUGGGUCUCUUAAUUUGUGAUUGUGGGGUCCUUUCUGGGGGUAGGGGUGAUGUAACUGUUUUCUUGGAAGACCCGUGUAGAACUCUUCCAAGGCUGGCCUCCACCAAGGAACUGUGUUCAGCUGCCACAGGCCUGGAGGAGCUUCUUAGCCUGUCACACAACUUAUCUGGAAUGUGAGAUUUGGUCAAUAAAUGAGUGCACGCUUGGCCACCCUCGCCA
This is a messenger RNA of Otolemur garnettii (small-eared galago), 1536 nucleotides long. RefSeq names its product DNA polymerase delta interacting protein 2 (gene POLDIP2). The coding region runs from base 123 to 1229 and encodes 368 amino acids. The record is from RefSeq and is a predicted model, not a curated record. Gene Ontology annotation, molecular function: DNA binding. Gene Ontology annotation, biological process: error-free translesion synthesis. Lineage: Eukaryota; Metazoa; Chordata; Mammalia; Primates; Galagidae. Gene Ontology annotation, cellular component: mitochondrial nucleoid; nucleus. The transcript has 11 exons.